Molecule: messenger RNA, 3992 nt
Organism: Ruditapes philippinarum (Manila clam)
Lineage: Eukaryota; Metazoa; Mollusca; Bivalvia; Venerida; Veneridae
Exons: 10
Coding region: 131-3124 (997 amino acids)
Biological process (GO): intracellular transport
Cellular component (GO): AP-1 adaptor complex; trans-Golgi network membrane
Molecular function (GO): clathrin binding
Source: RefSeq, a predicted model, not a curated record
GAUAACGCUUCAAUGCAUAAUUCGCCAAUAUCUUAUACAUAUUCGUCAAACGUUUCACUUCCUGAAAAUUUGGCAUUAACAUUUCUGUCAAAACAUGAUUAAAGAAGUCCAGACAUUGUGAUAUAACAAGAUGUCUAAUAUUAUACCAAUGGUGUCAUCAUCACCACCUCCUAUGGAUGAAGGGGGCGGGUUUGAGUGGGAGGAUGAUGAUGAUUUUGGAACAUUCACUUCAGCAAGUGACAAUAGCUUUGCCCAUUCAGACACUACAGGUAAAGCUGAUACCACUAUACCAGAUCACUUAAACUCAGAUUCACAUUCAAAGAAUGCAGAUGAUUUUGCUGACUUUGCAAUGUUUCCGAGUAAUGAAGAAGAUCCAGCCAACAUGCAAUUCUCUAAACCCCAGUUGAAUGAUCAGAGACCUGAAUCAAUUAACAUAUCACAUAAUUCACCAGAUGAUAAAAAGACUACUGACACAACUACAAACAAGAUAAACAAUCAUGUAAAUGGCCCAUUAAUAGAUUCAGGUGUAUAUAGCUCCAAUGUAUCACCUGUUCAAUGUGAAGAAAAUUCAGGUGUAAAUCAUCUUCAUAACAAUAUUGAUGGUACUAGUACCUCUGAAAGUCAACCUCUUCAUGACUUGUCAUGUACUUUAUCAGAAAAGAUAGAAAAGACUUCAGAAGAAAAUGAAAUUUCAGACAGUAAGCCUGAUGCAGGGAUGACAAUACCUUGUGAUGAUAGUGUGUCAGAUACUCAGGAAAAUGUCAAUGUUGUUAAUGAUUCUGAAAACACUUGUGUUACUGAAGUUCAAGAUGAUUCUAUUAAGUGCAUUCCACCGAAAGACAUUCCUGAAAAUGACCACAUACAUAUAUCAGGUAAUGUAAUAACUGACAAUGAGACAGUAGAAAAUAGGAAAAAUACAAGUGCUAAUGUUGUGAUACCAAAUUGUGAUUCAGAUACAGUAAACAGUUUAUCAAGCAGUGAUAAUUCCCAUUCAGUCUCAAAUAUUUCUAAUCAGGAAUCUGGUCAUGAACAAAAUGUAGAUAGGACAGAUCUCAAUGAAGACAUUCCUGACUUAAGGCAAGAUGCUGAAGAGGAAGAAAAUGAAGGAAAUAAUUCAGACUAUGGAAAUUUCAGCUCUGAAAAUGUGACCCCAUUGGAUAAGCAAAUGAUUGGUUGUGAUAAUGAUUUGCAAAGAACAGAACAAGAGUCAGAAAAAUUAGAAACUGUUCAUAUAGAGAAUGAUAAAUUAAGGGACCAACAAGAUGAUAUAGAAAGUAAACUUGUACCAUCUGAGGAUACAGUUGAAGAUGCCAUUGGAGCUACGUGUACCAAUGCAGAUAAAAAUGAUGAAGAUGAAAAUGUUAAUUUAAGUCACAAAGAGUCAAGUUCUGUUGAAGAUAAGUGUGCAAAUGAAAUUACUGAUGAAGAUGUAAGUGAUUCCGAAAGUGUAAAUGUGAAAGAUAUUCAUGAUGAGACAGAAAAUGAACACAAAGUGAUUUCAAAGUCAGAUGAAGAUAGAAAUAUAACAGAACAAGUGGCACAUAACAAUGAAUGUGCUUUUGAAAAUAAUUUAAAAUCUGCUGAAGAUUUAAAUCUUACUAAAGAUGAUAGUGUAGAUGUUGAUAACUCUGAUGACCAUUUACAAGAAAUACCAGUUAGUGAUAAUAACAACUCAAAUCAUCACCACAAAGAUGAAAAUAAUGAUAUAAAUGUAAAAGAAAAUAAAGAGGAAGCUAUUAUAAAUGAAGAGAAUGAUGACUUUGGUGACUUUAGUGCCACUGAUGUUAAAUCUGUAAAAGUAGAAGGAAGUGGUAUUGAUUCAGCUAAUUGUGAGGUAGUUUCGGAUGAAUUUGGAGACUUUAAUGCAAGUUCUGAAACAAAGUCAAAUAAUGACAAUUUUGAGGUACAAGAUGAGGAUGAAGAUUUUGGAGAAUUUAACGCAAGCUUUGAUUCAAAAUCAAUUUCAAAUACUCCAGAAAUGGCAGAAAAUAAUGAAGAAUUUGGUGAUUUUAAUGCAAGUUUUGAUUCAAAACCAAUUUCAGAUAAUUCAGAAAUGAAAGGAAAUAAUGAAGAAUUUGGUGAUUUUAAUACAACUUUUCCUGAAAAGAGUGACAGCAAAGCAGAUCCUGUUGAUGAAUUUGGUGACUUUAAUGCAACAUUUGACGGAACAUCUGACAGUAAUGAGCAGACAAAUGAUUGGGCAGCAUUUUCAGAGCCACAAACUGUGACUGUUGCUGAAGCUGAUGAAGAGGAAGAUGAUUGGGCAGGUUUUGAAGGAGGGGACAAUAGUGCACCAGCUGUAUCAGAGACUGUUCCUUCACAGCAUAAAAUUGAUGAAUCAUCAAAAUUGGCCAAUAUGACAAAACAUGAGAAAUUAUUAUAUGCGGUGACAACUUGUUUCCCUGCCCUGAUUUCCGACUUUGAAGUAUGUGAUAUGAACAUCGGGGAAUUACAAGAUUUACAUAUUGACAGCACUUCUCAUGUUUGGGGUCAGGUCAAAGGUCGGGAAACAACAGAGGCUCUCUCAUACCAGUGGACCAAAUCUUUGUGGAAUUCUCAACUUUUUUCUACACUCCAUAUUGACACAAAAAAUAUAUUGAUAGGUCACAAGAAAGCACCUGUACCAGUGUAUGCGGCAGGACUGACCCUGUUAGAACCAACGAAAGGCCAAGCUCCUCUCAAACCAGAUGUCCUGGUGGAGACAUCUAUUUCCUCCAUAAACUCAACUUCUCAGAUUCAAGCCGCCCCUGUCUCGAAGCCAAACAAAAAUGACUCAAUCCCGGCUGCCCAGUUUGAUUGGAGUAGCAGUGGACUUACUAAUCCUUUAGAAGCAAACAAUAAAACUUUGAAUUUGGAUUUUCUAAUUCAGGAUCAAGCCACAAAAAGUAAUGCCCUGGAAACAGAAUUUCUGUCAACCAAUGAUUCACCAGUUCACAAACCAGCCAUUCAACCAUUGGAAAAUAUUUUAGCCAAUCUGAAGACAAGUUCAACCUUCAAACCAGCCAAUCAGCAUGAGGAUGUCAGCAAGGAAGCGUCUAAAGUUCUCCUUUCUCUUCCUGACUUACUUUUUAUGAAGUCUAAAGUUCUAAUGUUUCCCGUAAAGUUGGACGGAGUUGAGAACUAAUAUUUUAAUAUAAGAUUAUAAAAUAUCUGGGCCCUGUUUCAUUAAAGGCUAAAUGUACCUAUUUUAAAUAACUCUUAGUGUAAUAUUUCUGUUAUUUGGAUUCGAAAUCUAGCUAGGGUUUUUGGAUUUUUUCAUUUGAGAAAUCUAUCCAACUGGCUUACUGAAGGUCAGUGUUUCUACUCAGAUGUCCGUUUGUGACAGAAAUAAUGCACAGAAGGACACCUGUGGUCUUCCUCCACCAGUAAAACUGAAAAGUCAUCGUAUGCCCUCUAUUUAGUUGAUGCAAUGUAAAACCCAGUGCAAAAAAUAGAUAAUAUUAAUGGUUUUCUUUCUUUGCUAAUAUAGAAGUAGUAUUCAAUUACAAAUAAUUAAUACACAGCUCUAUAAUUUUUUUGAGGGUUUUAAUUAAGGACACAUUUUACACUUAGAGUACCUAGUGCCUUUUAUGAAAUGGGCUCCUGUUUACAUUGUUUGUUAUUGAAUAUCAGUACACAAUCAUUCAGUAUAGAGAAAUUAAAAAUGUGAAAUCAAAUUUGAGUAACUUAAAUAAUUCAGGAGUUUAUGUGCCUGAUAAAGACUGUACCAAUAUGCCAAUUUGCUUUACUCAAUGCUGGUGACAAUAGGCAAGAUUAUUAUUGCUAAAAGUAUUUCAUUUAAAAUAUAUAUUUAUAUAAUUGAGCUGCACCAUGACAAAAAAACCAACGUAAUGCGUUUGCAACCAGCAUGGAUCCAGACAAGCCUGCGCAUCCAUGCAGUCUGAUCAGGAUCCAUGCUGUUCGCUAUCAGUUUCCCUACUUGUUAUUGGGAUGUGCAGGCUGGUCUGGAUUCAUGCUUGUGGCAAAACGCAUUACAUUGGUUUUGUCAUGGC